Leptinotarsa decemlineata (Colorado potato beetle) is the source of this 2091-nucleotide messenger RNA. RefSeq names its product 5-taurinomethyluridine-[tRNA] synthase subunit MTO1, mitochondrial. Gene Ontology annotation, cellular component: cytosol. Gene Ontology annotation, molecular function: flavin adenine dinucleotide binding. NCBI's taxonomy places the organism in Eukaryota, Metazoa, Arthropoda, Insecta, Coleoptera, Chrysomelidae. The record is from RefSeq and is a predicted model, not a curated record. Gene Ontology annotation, biological process: tRNA methylation; tRNA wobble uridine modification.
GUGUCAUUUGUCAGACCCUGACCUAACCUCAACAUUAACAAAAAAAAAAAUGUUCAAAACAGUUUGUUCCAAAAGUUUGAACGAAAUAAAAUUUUUACGUUAUUUUUCUCUAGAAAAAAAAUAUGAUGUUAUCGUAGUUGGAGGCGGUCAUGCGGGAAGCGAAGCAUGCGCUGCCGCCGCUCGAAUGGGGGCCCAAACUUUACUGGUCACACACAAGAAAGAAACAGUAGGCGAAAUGUCUUGCAAUCCUUCGUUCGGUGGUAUCGGUAAAGGGCAUUUGAUGAGGGAAGUUGAUGCUUUGGAUGGAGUUUGUGGCAGAAUUUGCGAUAUAUCAGGAAUACAAUAUAAGCUACUGAAUACAAGGAAGGGACCAGCUGUUUGGGGAUACCGUGCCCAAAUCGACAGAAGUUUGUACAAACAAAAUAUGCAAAAUGAGCUAUUUCGCAAUACUCCAAACCUAGAUGUGCUUGAAGCUCCUGUGGAAGACUUGAUUGUGGAGAAUCCAAGAAUUAAUUCUAACAAUCAGACUUGCAUAGAAUGCAAAGGAGUCAUCUUAAGAGACGGAACAAGAAUAUCAGCCAAAAGUGUUGUCAUAACAACAGGAACGUUUUUGAAAGGUAGCAUAAACCUUGGCCUGGAAGUUUUUCCAGCAGGCAGAAUAGGGGAUGAACCUUCCUUAGGGUUAGCGAAUACUCUAGAAAAGCUGAAUUUAAGAAUGGGGAGACUGAAAACUGGCACUCCACCCAGGUUGAGAAAAGACACAAUCAAUUUUGACGUUUGCCUUGCUGCGGGAGGAGACAAGAUGCCUCGUCCAUUUUCUUUCAUGAAUAAUAAAGUUUGGAUAAAUCCAGAAGAUCAACUGGAUUGCCAUUUAACUAAAACUACCCUGGCCAUCGAAAAAAUUGUGAAAGACAACCUACAUUUGGACCGUCACGUCAUAGAAGAAGUCACAGGGCCGAGAUACUGCCCCAGCAUAGAAUCGAAAGUCCUCAGGUUUCCCGGAAGAGAGCACCAAGUGUGGCUUGAACCUGAAGGCUUCGAUAGCGACAUUAUUUACCCAAACGGACUGUCUUGUACACUUCCCGAGGAGUACCAGUGGCAACUCAUACGCAGCAUUCCAGGCCUCGAAAAAGCAGAACUGGUGAGGCCGGGGUAUGGGGUGGAGUAUGAUUUCGUGGAUCCGAGGGAACUGCAGCCUAGUUUGGAGGUGAAACGAGUCGAGGGUUUAUUUUUGGCUGGGCAAAUAAAUGGUACGACUGGAUACGAAGAGGCUGCUGCACAAGGAAUUCUUGCAGGAAUCAAUGCAGGUGCAAAAACUCUCGAAAGAUCCUCCUUAACAGUAAGCAGAACGGAGGGCUACAUAGGCGUCAUGGUCGACGAUUUGACCACUUUGGGUACCACAGAACCAUACCGCAUGUUCACCAGCAGGGCUGAGUUUCGUUUAACCCUCAGACCAGACAAUGCUGACCAGAGAUUGACCCCGAAAGGUUUUGCCGUGGGAUGUGUGUCACAGGAAAGGUUCGACAAGACUCUCGAAGUUGAAAAGCUGCUACAAGAUGGAGUAGAGUUGCUGAAAAGUGUGUCGAAAACCACACAACAGUGGAGACUUUUGCUGGGAUUGCCCGAAUCUAGAAGUUUACAUAAAAGAAGUGCUUUUGAUAUGGUAGACAAUCAAGGCAUCACGAUAACCAGGCUGGCUGAAGCUGCUCCCGAACUGCUUUCGCUCACUCACGAUCCUUCCUUGGAGAACAGACUGCACAUCGAGGCUUUGUAUCAUGCCGCGGCUGCCGAACAACUGGAAGAAGUCCAGGAAGUCAGGAGAGACGAAGGCCUCACCAUUCCCGAAGAUUUGGACUAUAAUUCGAAUUCGCUCAAUCUCAGCUUCGAAGAGAGGGAGAAGCUCCUGGCAGUUCAGCCUCAGACGAUCGCAGCAGCGAGUAGGAUACCAGGCGUGACGCCUUCUUCCGUUUUCAGGCUUCUCAGGUUCGUGAAGCAGAGGGGGGAAAUACUGGCGGCAGUGUGAAGAGAAGGCAGUUUCUUGUGAUAUUAUUUUUCCUAGUGAGAUCUGUUGAUAUAAAUGACAAACUUGUG